Dermatophagoides pteronyssinus (European house dust mite) is the source of this 1603-nucleotide messenger RNA. RefSeq lists its product as uncharacterized. NCBI's taxonomy places the organism in Eukaryota, Metazoa, Arthropoda, Arachnida, Sarcoptiformes, Pyroglyphidae. The record is from RefSeq and is a predicted model, not a curated record.
GAUUCUUGAUAUUACUCCUUUUUUUUCGUACGAAAGUAAUUCAUUGUUCUUGUUUCAGUUUUUUUGCCUUCAAUUCAUUUAAUCGAUAUUAACAAAACAUAUUGAAUAAUAAUCGAUAAAAUGAUGCUGUUAUCGUGUAGGCAUCAUUUUCAAUUGUGGACAUUUUUUAUCACCAUUAUUAUAAUCAUUUUGGUACAACUAGUCGAUUAUGGUGAAUGUCAAUUACGGCCAAUAUCAUUACCGGGAAUAUUUUCAGCCAUCCGAUAUCAGAAUACUGCUUGUGAUGGUGAAAAUGAAGAGACUGGUCUCUGUCUUUACGAGAGUGAAUGUUUAAAUCGUAAAGGUGCCGUUAUUGGUCGAUGUGCAAACGGUUUUGCGGCUUGUUGUUCAUUCAAAUUUACUUGCGGUGGUGAAACUAAUCAGAAUGAAACAUUUUUUGUUAAUAAACAAUAUCCAAGCUUUGAAAAUGAAACUAAUACUUGUCAGGUGACCAUUAAAAAAUUGGACAAUAUCUGCCAAUUACGAUUGGAUUUUGAAGAAUUUUCCUUAUCUCAACCGGAUGAGAAUGGAUUUUGUACGACCGAUUCGUUUAUGGUUCGUACAACAGUCGGUGAACGCUUACCAAUUAUUUGUGGUGAAAAUGCUGGCCAACAUAUUUAUAUUGAUAUGGGACAAGGUAGUAAAAAUCCGGUAGUAUUAUCAAUUGUAACAAAUGGUAUUCAUGCAUUACGUAAAUGGAAAAUCAAAAUCAACAUGAUCACUUGUAAUAGUUUGGAUAUGGCUCCUUCCGGUUGUUUACAAUAUUAUCGAUCGGCUACUGAUGUUAUACGUAGUUUUAAUUUUGGACCUAAAAUUGAAUAUCGUGCACGAUAUUUAGCCAAUCUACGUUAUACAACUUGUAUUCGUAAUGAAGAGAAUUUCUGUGCAAUCAAAUGGGAAACGGAAAAUCCGGGAAUGUUUAUGUUUGGUGCACCAUAUGAAGGCAAAGAUAAUGAAUAUACUGAUUGUGCUCAACCAUUUCCAUUCUUUGGAAUGCAAGGAAAAACCGAAGAUGGCGAACCGAAUAUAAAUUUGACAUCCACACAAAUUAUAUACGAAUCAAAUGAAAAUUUGGAAACUACUUCGCCAUCUGUCAUGAUGGCUACAAUAUUACCAUCAACAAAAACAGAAAAUUCAUUGAAAAUAGCCGAAAAUCGUGAAGAUGCUGUAUUGGAUAAGAAUCCAACAAUCGAUAAGGAUUCUUUAUACAUUCAUAGAUGUCAAAAUGGUGCCAGUGGUGUUCAAUGUAAUUUUGAUGAUUUUAUUGGUAUCGAUCAAGGUUCUUUGGAAGGUACCGGACAAGGUGAAGAUCGUUUUUGUGGUUCUCGAUUACUCGAACAUGAUUUCAUCAUCUCUCGUUCAAAACCAUUUCAAUUACGAGUAAGAUCAAAUGGAGAUCAUUUUAGUAAUGCAAUCAAUUCACAAUCAGGUUUUUCAUUGAAAUACACCCAGCUACCAUGCGUCAUUUAAUUAAUGGGAUAUUUUUUUAAAAUUCAACUUUUUUAUCGUUCUUGGUACCUAUUCAUUAGUAAAAAAAAAGUUAUUUUGGAUUUGGUUGAACAGA